AUGUCGAAGAUUGAAGAGGUAGACCCGUGUGUGAAAUCUUACUUAUAUGAUAUUGGCUAUCAUAGAUGGUCAAGAGUACAUGCAACAGUGAAUAGAACGUGGACAAUGACAUCAAAUAUUGCAGAGUCGUUGAAAGCUNCAUCAAAUAUUGCAGAGUCGUUGAACGUUGUAACAAAAGAUGCAAGAGAACUGCCGAUAUUUGACCUUUUAGAGUAUAUGCGAACACUGCUAGAACGUUGGACCAACGAGAAGUUAUUGAAGGCGAAGGGUACUUUCACAUUUCUUGGGUCCAAAUUCAACAAAGAAUUAGAGAACAACAGAACAUUAUCUCAGAAGCUUAGGAAAACAAAAAAUGUAGCUGUGGCCAAUUCCAACUUGAAGAACUUCCAUGGACAUGCUUUGACAGCAUUAAGGCACAGGAAUGAAACAUAUGAAAACUAUUGCUCUCCGUAUUACACAAGGGAGAGCCUUCUGCGUACGUAUGAAAUACCAGUAAAUCCUCUUCCUGAUGAAAGCAACUGGAAUGUGCCACAACAUAUUUUGGAUGAGGUAGUAAAUCCACCGAUGGGAGAUAAAAGGCAGCCAGGGAGACAUCGAAAGGAAAGAUAUAAAACAUAUGAUGAAAUAAAGUCAAAGAAAUACAAGGUGUCAUGUGGAAAUUGUGGAGGUGAAGGGCAUAACAAAAGAUCUUGCAAGAAUGCGCCCAAGAAGAAAUGA
Molecule: messenger RNA, 717 nt
Organism: Nicotiana tabacum (common tobacco)
Lineage: Eukaryota; Viridiplantae; Streptophyta; Magnoliopsida; Solanales; Solanaceae
Source: RefSeq, a predicted model, not a curated record